This is a messenger RNA of Phycomyces blakesleeanus NRRL 1555(-), 789 nucleotides long. RefSeq lists its product as hypothetical. NCBI's taxonomy places the organism in Eukaryota, Fungi, Mucoromycota, Mucoromycetes, Mucorales, Phycomycetaceae. The coding region runs from base 1 to 789 and encodes 262 amino acids. The record is from RefSeq and is a predicted model, not a curated record. The transcript has a single exon.
AUGUCUUCUCUACCUUCACUUGUAUCUGGACCUGAAUUGGUGGCAAUACCACUUCACAUAGUAAAGCAACAACGGCGGCAGUGCUUGAUUUGUCUCAGGAAAGAUGACCCACCAGAUGAACUCGAGAGACCCAUUGGACCGCAAUUGAUUCAAGCAACGGGCCCAGAGUGGGCUAGAGUGUGCCCAUGUCCGCGGGAAGCGCAUGUGAACUGUAUUCUUAGUACCGCAACCGACCUGCAUUGUGAGACAUGUCAGCACACUUAUUAUCGACAAUGGCGCGUAUUGGUUGCCCAUAUUGUCUGUUUUGCCAGUCAUGUAUUCAGUAUUGGAUCGGCUAUCGGUAUUGCUUUUGGUCUGGUGUAUCUCGGACGUGGUCUGGGGCAGUUGGGACUCGGCAAUGAAAUGAGCAACAAGAUUGAUGAUGAUCCAUGGUUCGAUCAUGAACUGGGUGUUAUCCUUCAGUGGCUAGACCUGGUAUACUAUGCCACAGGGUUUUCUGGAGAAGCUCUUUUGGGACUUGUCUACAUAUUUGGAUUCUGCAGUGUAGCAGGCUUUGACGAAACAUUACUGAUGGUCAACAAUACGCUGUCUCUGGAUCUCUCGUGGUGUUUGGGGCUAGAAUAUCCAAUCUGGUUCAAUAGAGGCUUGGCUUAUCUGAUUCUGGGGUUCAUUGGACUUCUUCUUGGAACUUACUUGAUGUUUUACACAUGGAUAUGGGCAUGUUUAUUUCAUCAAAUACGUCAUGCAGCGUUCCAACAGAGUCAUGUUAAACCAAACAGAGAUAUGUAG